Heterocephalus glaber (naked mole-rat) is the source of this 2897-nucleotide messenger RNA. The record is from RefSeq and is a predicted model, not a curated record. NCBI's taxonomy places the organism in Eukaryota, Metazoa, Chordata, Mammalia, Rodentia, Bathyergidae.
ACCUCGGGCGCUACCAUUGCUUACUGAACAUGAUGCGUGGGACAAAGUAGCACAGAAAGGGCUGAAGCGCCUGUGAGCGGGUGUCACCAUCGAACCGAAGGGAUUCGCGAGGCUGGGUCGUUCCGAAUGGUUACGUCCGCCAGCUCUAGGGACCGUCUCUGAAGAGUCUGCCCUGGAGGAGAACGGAGGCCGGCGGGAGGGCUGGGGGAAGGGAUCAGGGCCUAGAACAACUGCUGACUAAUAGGCGGGCACCGGGGGUGGCGGUGGCGGUGGGGGUGGGGUUGCGCGCCUGCUGGUCGGCCAGGGUCACGCGCCCGGGUGUGCGCGCAGUGGGUCUGGGGCACCUUGGUGUUCGACCCGAGGAUUCCCAGCGGGGGGCCCCCCCGGCCUUCCGGGGUGGUGGUGGGCAUGCUCCGCACAGUGGAAACUGAGGCCCAAGAAAAUUGAGUACUUUUCCCAAAGUCACAAAGCUGAGUUCGACCUAGACCUCGAAGGCUCCCCUCCCCCUCCAUCCCGAAGAGUCUUCCCGUCCUUGACUUCCUAUUCUGUACUCCUGGCUCCCCAGCGAGCAGCACACAGUCCCCGGACCACCCUUGACCAUCCUCAAUCAAACCAUGCAUGCCAGGGAUCCCCCUGGCCUACUCUUCCCAGCGCUGCCUCUUGCCUCCUCUGUCUUAAUGCUGCUGAUGACUAGCCUGUGGCUGUUGGGAGCCGGCCCCAGCCUCACCUUGGCCCCGGAGCUGCUGCUGGACCCCUGGCAGGGUGAGGGCCAGCCUCAUAGACCUUGGAGGAGACUGGAGACUUGUAGGGCCCAACACUAGUUGAUAGAAGCAGCAUAUACUCUGCAGUGGUCAAGCAGGGAUGAGACCCAAUGCCUGGGGGGGUGGUAAUAGGGGAGUCAGCCUUAGAACUGAUCAUAGGGAGUUCAUCCACAGCCAUGAAGGACCUAGCAGAUGGCCCAGUAGAGUGGAGAGGGAACCUGUGGGAAGUUUUGUGGUUUUUUUCCUUUUUUUGGUAGUACUGGGGGUUGAACUCAGGCCCUUCACAAUGAGUUACAUCCCCAGCCUUUGAACAUUUUUAAAAAUUUUGAGACAGGGUCUUGCUAAGUUUCCCGGGCUGGGUUGGAACUUGCAAUCCUGCCUCAGCCUCCCAGAGUGCUGGGAUUACGACUGUGCCACGAGGCAUGGCUAGCACUUCUGACACCCUUCCUUUGACAUAAAAAGUGAAGCUAAAAUAGGCUUUCAGCUAAGUAAGAGGACAGGGAAGGGGUGCUGGGGGUUUGAGGAGUGACCCCAGAUGAACUCCUGUUUCCCAAUAACUGCUCCAAUUUACAUUUUAGGAACUCAAAUGAUGCUCAGAGAGAUCCAGGGAUUUGUUUAAAGUCACAAAGUUGGGGGAGUGAGGGACUCCGGGAGUGAUGCAGGCAGUCUCAUCAGAGCUUGCAUUCUUACCCAGGUGUGAGGGAUUUGGUUAAUAUGAAUGCAGCACACCUUCACUAUCUCUGGGGCAGAGUGAAAGCUUAGCAGUUAGUGAGAAGACUGAGUGAUGGAUCCCAUAAACACAGCAGAGGGGUAACCACAGUGUUUGGAACCCCCUGGUCCCCUCUACCAGUCAUGCACUGGCAGUGGGCACAUUGCCUCCUGGUGGGGGAGGUUUGCUCAGCUGGUGUCCCUGGUGGGUAAUGAUAGCCCUGCUUCCCAACCUGGUACAUGAACCCCUUUUCUCUCCCAGUACACCGGCUGCUGACCCAUGUCUUAGGCCACGUCACCCUGCCAGGCCUGCUCCUGAGCCUGCUGCUGCUGCCCACUCUGGGCUGGUGGCAGGAGCGCCACCUGGGUACCCUGCAAUUCCUUCAUGCCUCCACUCUGCUCUCCCUGGCCACUGGGCUGCUGGCAGUGCUGCUGGCAGGCCUUGGUGUGUCUAGUGAGGGUGGUAGCUCUGGAUACAUGCCAGUCCAUCUGGCCAUGCUGGCAGGGCAGGGUCACUGCCCUCGAUGGUUUUGGGGGGUGCUGCCACCAAGGCUGUUGCCCUGGCUGCUGCUUGCCUUGACUCCAUUGCUCUGUUCUGAGCCACCCUUCCUGCAGCUCCUUUGUGGCCUCCUUGCUGGCCUGGCCUAUACCACUGGGGUCUUCCAGUGGUUGGAGCUCUCAGAGCAGCGACUACUGAUGUUGCAGGAGGGCAUCUUGUGCCGGACCCUGGCCCGGUGGUGGCCACUGAGGCUCCUUCCCACCCCAGGCAGCCUGGCUGAACUGCCUGUCACCCAUCCCUCUGGAGUGAGGUCUGCUGUCCCUGGCCCUCCUUACCUGGCUUUCCCUACCCCCUGGUCCCACAGUGAACGUCCAGCAAGGGUCCCACCAGGCCUGGAGCCUGGGCAGCUGACCUGGGAGGGUUCCUCAGAGAUGGACCUGGAGUGGCCCAGGUCCACCUUUGCUCCAGGGACCUCACUGUGGAUGGCCUUGGACGAGCAGAUGCUGCAGGAGGGGAUUCAGGCCUCACUCUUGGAUGGGCCAGUCCCAGGGCCCCAGGGCCCAUUGUGGCUCCCUAAGUCCUCCGUUUCUUCUCUGCGGCUGCAGCAACUGGAGCGCAUGGGUUUCCCCACAGAGCAAGCUGUGGUGGCACUGGCAGCUACAGGCCAUGUGGAAGGUGCUGUGUCCCUGCUGGUUGGAGGGCAGGUGGACACAAAGGCCUUGGUGACUGAAGGGAAGUGGGUACCUGCCCACCCAAAGGGUCCUGGGGCCCCCUAGCAGAGGGUAAGGGCACAGGCCCUGCCUGAGGGCAGAUAGCCUGAGCCCCUCUUCUACCCAAGGCCAUAGUGGGUACAGGGCAUCUCCCCACCCCACUGGCAUGCUGUCUUGGUACUUGUUUAGAGUAAAAACCAGUUUGUUUUUCAGCCUGGA